AUGGCCCGCACGGUUGACCCUUAUUUGACGGGACCGGAUCUUGUUGUUUCCAAAAAUCUUCUCCAGGACUUGGAAGCACUGGCAACACCUGCUGGACAGGAUCCCGCAGAUGAUGAAAAGGACAUCAAGCAUCUGCUUGCAAUCAAUGACCCGAAGAGUCCUGAAUUCGUACCGACUGUCUUUACAACAUGGGAUGACAAGGAUCUCAAUCCUACAAUCAACAAAUAUCUGGUCAAGCCAUACACGAAAAUUGCCAUGGGGAUUGUCCGCCAUCCGACAGAUGUCGUCUUCUUGACACAUAUUCUUCUGUACAUGACGGUCAACUUGUCAAGUGCUGCCUACCUUUACUACAAUUUCCAUUGGUACCAUGGAGUGGUUCAUACAGUGUACACUGUAUGGUGUGCCGGUGCGUUCACCCUACUCAUGCACAAUCACAUCCACAAUGGAGGUGUUUUGAAGAAGGAAUAUGCAUGGUUUGAUCUUAGCUUCCCUUACCUGCUGGAACCGUUGAUGGGCCACACUUGGGACUCAUACUACUACCACCAUGUCAAGCACCACCAUGUCGAAGGCAAUGGGCCUGAUGAUCUUUCCUCAACAAUUCGCUACCAGCGUGACUCUCCAUUCGACUUUGCGUGCUACGUUGGUCGUUUCCUUCUCUUCAUCUGGGCUGAGCUUCCUUUGUACUUCCUCCGCAAGGGCAAGUCAAGAUUGGCACUCCAGUCAUGCGUUUCAGAGAUGGCCAACUAUGCCUUCUUCUACUUCAUGGCGACAAAAGUACAUUUCGGUGCAUCCAUGUUCGUUCUUCUGCUUCCGUUCGGCAUCAUGCGUCUUGGGCUCAUGAUCGGAAACUGGGGACAACAUGCUCUUGUUGAUGAAGUCGACCCAGACUCGGACUUCAGAAGUAGCAUUACCUUGAUCGAUGUGCCUAGCAACCGCUUCUGCUUCAACGACGGCUACCACACUGCUCAUCACCUCAACCCUCGCCGUCACUGGAGAGAUGCACCCGUCCACUUCCUUCAAAGCAAGGAAGCCUACAGCAAUGGUCGCGCACUUGUCUUCCACAACAUUGACUACAUGAUGCUGACCAUCAGAGUUCUCAAGAAGCAAUACCUAUACUUAGCUGAGAACUGCUUGAUUCCGAUCGGUGAUCAGACGAACAUGUCGAAGCAGGAGCUGGCAGACAUGUUGCGCACCAAAACCAAGGCAUUCACAGAGGAAGAUAUCAGACAAAAGUUCGGCAUCAAGGCCAGGUCAGGCAGGAAGAGUGGUUGGGCAAGCUGGACUGAAAAGAUUGUCGGCGGGUUGUCAGGCUCACUCUCUGCACCAAUGGUCAAGGAAGCAACCGAGUAA
Messenger RNA from Aureobasidium pullulans EXF-150, 1350 nucleotides. Its product is annotated as acylamide-delta3(E)-desaturase. NCBI's taxonomy places the organism in Eukaryota, Fungi, Ascomycota, Dothideomycetes, Dothideales, Saccotheciaceae. Bases 1 to 1350 code for a protein of 449 amino acids. Gene Ontology annotation, biological process: lipid metabolic process. The transcript has a single exon. The record is from RefSeq and is a predicted model, not a curated record.